Molecule: messenger RNA, 1704 nt
Organism: Pomacea canaliculata
Lineage: Eukaryota; Metazoa; Mollusca; Gastropoda; Architaenioglossa; Ampullariidae
Exons: 7
Coding region: 131-1360 (409 amino acids)
Source: RefSeq, a predicted model, not a curated record
UUUUUAAAAAAGAGAGAGCGCCAAGAGUUUUUCUUUUAAAUCAGAAAGAGACUUGCUAGCUGUUAAACGGCUGUAAGUUGCAAAGAAUAUCAUCUACAGUAUCUGCCGUUUUCAACUUCGUGUUGCAAAUAUGCGCUUUUCUCUCAUUUUCUUCCUGUUUCUGCUGGGUCUCCUCUUAACUGAGGAGAAAAAAGAGAGAAACGGACAGAAAAAAAAUAAAGGCGGAAAAAAGAAAGAUUCCAAAGGGAAACCUUCAUGUCCUAACCCAAUGAGUGUCGAAGACCUCGAGCAAGGACUGAAUGCUACCUGUCCUGGAGGAGUCCUUGCCUCUGUCAACAUCAUAGGUGUCAAUGAAACCUGUAGGGGCAUCACACAUGACCUCUUCGUACAGGAAAACCAAUGCUACUGGAAGACCUCUUGCUUAAUUAAAUACAACAAAGCUCGGAGUUUUAACUUCAUGCUAAAACUCAAGGAACUCAGUACAGAUGAGCUACUGAAGAACGGCCACUGCAUGACCAAAUCGCCGGGGACCUUCCAUGUGCACUUUAACUGCACUAAGAACAAAGUCGAAGUCUUUCCCAUUCUUCAUGAAAGCAACACAAGGGAGAUAAACGCUGACAGAGGUAUUCUCAUAAGCCACCCCGAUUAUCCUUGGAAUUACGAUCGCGCCGACCACAAUGUAACCCUUCGGAGACCCGCCAACGGAGGAAAGAAAUUUGUGUACACGUUUCGGGAUUUCCGUCUCUGGCACAAAGACGUGCUGACUGUGAGCUGGACAAAGGACAACAAAAUUUUGUUCGAGUCCUACAACGAAACCUUCAUGAGGGCUGAGCCCUCCCCGGAGGAAACCAGAAAACUCGACGAUGCUGAAACGGUGAACUUUGCCUUCAAUGCAGGGGUCAGUUAUGGAGCCAAAGGCUUCGUCAUCUGCUUCACCUGGUCAGACAUCAAGAACGCUUGUGAGCCUUUGUUUGAAAACGGAAUACCUACCUGCUCACAAAAGAAAGGUGGCAAGAAGGAAAGGACACCAAAACCUAAAAAGGGCAACAAAAUGGAGGCAAGAAGUCAUAGAAGAACAAUGAAAACUACUUUAAAGAACAAGGACAAGGACAAGAAAUAUUGUAAUAUUACUUACCUACUUAAAAGGCUAAUUUCAUCUCCAAUACUUCAAUCGUUCUUCUCAGAAUGUGUACAGUAUUCGCUUACCACGUCUAUUGAUGUGCUUACUACAUGCAACGAUAUGUGUAUUCUGUGUUCAGGUCCUAAGCUUUCACGUCUUUUGAAAGACACAUUUAAAACAGUUUAUUUAAUGGCAAUCUUUCUUCUUGUAUCAAGCUACCCUGCAUGCAUUUCUGCGUAAGAAUGUGCAUUUCUCGGUUUGUGACAGUAAUUCGUUACCAGGUGAUUAAUUUACCGUGACCUUGCUAUUAACUAAAUUACAAUUAAAUCAUUCUUACACCUGACUCAAGAGUGUGCGCAAGUAGUCACUGAAGAAAAACUUUAUAGUAUUAUCCUUUAAAGAAAAUAAAGCAGUUUAAUUUUUCUAGAUUUGUUAACACUUAUCUUUCCGCAUUUAGCAGAUCGAUUUUUAAAUAGUGGUAAAAUUGUUCCCCACACUUUGAGAUCUCUUCUUUUUUUACAUUUAUGUGAUUUAUUUUUUUUUUUUUUUUAUUUUGUUGGUUUUUGUUUGGUUGGUUGGUUGGU